Messenger RNA from Cataglyphis hispanica, 2920 nucleotides. Its product is annotated as reticulocyte-binding protein homolog 1-like. Bases 130 to 2295 code for a protein of 721 amino acids. The transcript has 3 exons. NCBI's taxonomy places the organism in Eukaryota, Metazoa, Arthropoda, Insecta, Hymenoptera, Formicidae. The record is from RefSeq and is a predicted model, not a curated record.
ACGAUUUAGAAUUGAAAAUCAAUGUCCUAACAUAUAAAAUGCAAUAUGGAACAUGGCCAUUACCACAUCAAAUCUACAAUUUAAAUCCAAAAAAAUUGCGGAAGAAUAGAAUGACAUUAUCCAAUCCGAAUGAUCGGAAAAAAUACUGUCCAUAAAUGUAAAUCGUUUCUUAAUGAAUUGGAAUAUAACAAUAAACGUUUGCAUUCGUUGAGUAAUUCGUCAGAAACUAGCAAAGCUUCUUCUUUGAAAAUUGCUGAUUCGGUGAAACAGAUAACUUUUUUUAUGACAGAAAAAAGGGAGGCAUCUCAUGAUUCUUAUAUAAUGAAGAAAGAAAAAAAAAUAAACAAAAUGAAAUGUAUGAAAAAGGAAAAGGAUAAAAUAGAAAAUAUUAAAGAACUAUAUAGUCCAAAUAACGUAAAUAUAUCUACUGGCGCUACAGUUUUAACAAAUAAUGAUGCAUUACCGAAGGAACUUGUUUCUAUUUUUCCAAUAAGUCAACCAACGCAUAAUGUACAAUCUUCUCGGGAGAUUCUAUACGAAGUUAAAAAGAGACUUCGCAGUUUACAUAACGUGUUGCGAACCUAUCAGAAUAUAAGCCGAUCUUCGGAAAGACAGAAAUCAAUAGAUAAAAUCAAUGAAAUCGAUGCAUUUACAUCCAUUGAGAAAACUGGUGAAAAUAAAAUCGAUAUAAAUUGCAAUAGCAAAGGAAAAUUUUCGGAGGAAAAUUUGCCACAAAUACAAUGCUCUGUUGUAAGCAGUUCCGAAUAUUUCGAAUUUGAUUGCACAGAAGAAAGUUCAUCUUCCUUAGCCGAAUAUUCACCGAAUAUAUCUAAAGCGUAUCAAUAUUCCAAUGAUGUCAUAUUGCAAAAUGAAGAUAUAACAAAAACAACUUUAUUUAAUCCUAGAAAAAAGAUAUCCGAGAUAGUAUCGGGGAAAAUAUGUUACAUUUCAUCAACCGAAUCUCUCGAAGACCAAAAUAUUCAAAUUCAAAAUAAAACAUCUUCAAUUAAAAACUUUACUACUAAAAAAUGUAGAGAUAUAUUUGACGAAGAACAAUGCCAAGAAAAUGUGAUAACAUCUCAAAAAAGCGGUCAAAGUAAAAUAUCAAACGAUAGCGACAGAGAAGAUAAAUCUACAACAUUAUUGCUUCAAGAAGCUUUACAUUUUAAGAAAGCUUUACUAACACGUGUUCAAUCGAAAAAAGAGUGUCCAAUAGAUAGCAUAAAAGAGAACAAUAUCAAAGAUGAACUUUUGCCAGAAUUAAAUAACAAUAAUUUUCCUUCCAUAAUAAUAGAUAUUAAAAUGGAAAAACAAAUUACUAAUAAUUCUCAUGAAAAAGUUAAUCAGUAUUAUAUUUAUUUAGAAAUGAAACAACGACACGACUUAUUUCCUGAAUAUUUGCAAAAAAUAAAUGCAUUUGCGCACCAUGAAAGCAAAAGGAAUAUAGAGAAUCAAAAUCAUACUUCUGAAACAUCUUCGCAAUAUUUUAGCAUUACCGAUUUGACAAUUCGUAAUAGUAAAGUUGGAAAUAAUGUUUCUAUGAAACCUCCAGUUUAUGAAAAAGUUAUUUCAAUCGUGAUACCAGUCAGGCUGGAAUGUCAAAGUGAAAUCGAUAUAAAUGAAAAAUUGAUCCAAACAAAAACUGUUUUGGGAAAUAUUAAGACUUGUGUAAAUUCACAAAAAAAUUUCAGAAUAAAUGUUGACAAUAUAGAUAAUAAUGUAACCGAUAAACAUUCAUCGACGAUAAAAUUCGAAGAUCAUAUAUUAGAACAUAUUAAAAACAUCAGAGAUUACAUUGAUACUUUUCUUCAAAGUCAAAAUAGAGCAAUCUCCAAAGCAUGUAAAGUACUUCAGUAUCAAAGUAAACGCGAUAUUUUACGAUGUUUAAAUGAAACAAGUCACAUAAUAUUACACAAUAGAUUGUCUGCAUUGUCUAAUUGUAACAACACUGAUCAUGUUAAUUCUUUAAAUUCAUCUAAUCUUUUAUUAAAUGCAGAACCAAAUUAUAAACAGCAAAUUUCUAUCAAAAAUAAUACCUUAAAAUGCUAUUCAGACAUAUGUUUAAGAAGAAAUCCAGAAAUGUUUAUGCCUCUUAUUAAGGAUAAGUUCUCUAACAAAAAUAAUAUGCAGCACUUAACAGCAAUAGAAUUAAAAAGGAAAGAAGAUUUAUCUCGUCCAGCAACUUUAAAAUAUUAUUAUAAAAAUCGUUCAAAAUCUACAGACAAUUUGGAUUUAGAAAAAUAUAUUAUGCCAGAUAUAAAAAAUGGCAAAAUAAAUAAAAAAAAGAAUAGUUGAUAUCAGUGUGAAUUUUCAGAAACGUGAGAAACAAACAUAAAUCAUCAAAAAUAAAUCCUGAAUAAUAUUAUAUAUUCCAGUUAAUGUCGUAACAACUGCAAAUAUUAUUGAAAUGCAAAAAUUGUGUGACAAAAUUUAAAUACAAUUUGAUCUUCUGCACCAAUUCAUGCUUCACCAACAAAAAAAUUAUAAAAUAGUAUAUAAUGUAUAUUUUAAGUCUCUAUCAAAUAUAAAACAUUCACACACAGUUAAUUUUCCAAAGAAAAUAAAUCAAUUAUAUUAUUGAAAGACAAAUCUCUAUAAAUGAAUGUCCAGAUACAAAUUUAGUAAUUUGCUAAAAAAAAAAAAAAUAUUUCUUAAAUUUCAUAUAUUCGAAUUUGAUGAAAUUUGUUGACUUAAAUUUCAUUUUAAAUAAAACUCAAGAUAUUAUUUGAUGCAAGAACAACUAAUGCAGAGAAAACACUAAACACAAAUGCCAAAUAAUUUCAAAUAAAAUAAUAAAAUAUCUGCAAGCGUUGCACAUUUAUUGUUUCUAACGAAAAAUUAUUUAAUAGGACAUUUAUUGCAAACACACAUUGUAUUGUUAAAUGAAAGCCAAAAGCAAUAGAUAUACUUAAUAACAAGU